AUGCCAUCAACGCCCUUUUCCCGCGAAGAAGCUCUCACGAUGGAUGUCCCUCGCGGCUCCAGACGAGCGCGCCAUGCAGCCUCGGUGGCCUCUAGCCAAGAGGCCCAAUUGCAGGCUCAGGCCCAGCUCGAGCUCGAGGCCGCAACGCAGCAUCGCCGCACCCGCCGCCAGGCGCUGCAGGUCCAGGUGACGCCGGACGCCUCCAUCGCCGUGGCAGCUGGCGUCCACCAGGCGCCGGAAUUUGGCCACAGGCGGCGCGAGAUGGAACCGCCGCCGAAUCCCUUCAGACUGCAUAGAUGCGAAGCCGCUUUUCUACCCUCGUUUUCAAAAUGCCUCUUGGACAGCGCAUCCUCCAGCCUCGAGAAGAAGUCCCUCAAGAGAAUUUGCCUUCCACUCGCGUCGCCCCCCCUUACAAUAGACCAACUGGAAGCAAUCGUCGUCCCCUCCAGCCGCUUACCAUCUCCUCUCACGGCAAUAUCCUUGACCACAGAGACCACGCGGAGAAACACCAACAACCGUCUCAGUCUGCAAUUUGACAGCGAUGGCUCUGGCUCCGGCUCUGGCACUGAAUCAGAGCCAGAUCUCAGCCAUCUCGGAAUGACAAGGCGAGGCAUGACGGCCGUUCUGGAACAGCAAGCCGACCAGAUGACGUAUGACGAAGAUGCCAUGUCUGAAGGCCAAUACGAUGCGGAGGAAGCAAGCCUUGACGAGAAUCUAGACGACAAUGUUGAUGAAAACGACGACGACAAUGUUGAUGAGCAGGUUGAAGGGGAACAGGAGCCCCUGGCAAUGAUGGACCCCGUUGUCUUUGGCCUCAAGGAGAUUUCCAACUUGGGAAAGUUUACCGUGAGUAGCCAUAAGCCGGGCAAUGGUGUUGAGCAGCUCCGAAGUGAUGACUUGACUUCAUACUGGCAAUCCGAUGGCCCGCAGCCGCACAAGCUCACCAUAUACUUUGUCAAGAGAGUGGGUAUCCGAGACAUUCGCUUUUAUGUCAACUACAACGAGGAUGAGUCCUACACUCCCACCAAGAUUAUAUUCAAAUCGGGCACAAGCGAGAACAACCUGAUCCAGUUUGCUGCCAUGAACCUCGCGAGCCCCGUGGGCUGGCAGCAAGUGCCUCUCGCCGGCGUUGGCGGCGAGCCUGACGGCAACACGCUCGUGUCUUGGGUGCUGCAGAUGCAGAUUCUCGAGAAUCAUCAAAACGGCAAGGACACACACUUACGUGGCAUAAAAAUAUACGCCUUUGAUGCAGACGCCGUCCAACCUGGUGAGGCUGAGGACUCUCGCAUGGAUGAUACCCUAGAUACAAUUGAUGUUGCGGGUAGUCGUGCGGCCGCUAGCAAUCCCAGACUGGACGAUAUUGCACAGACGUUGGCUGCGGCGCGGCUUGAGGGUGGCGACUCGGGUUUUACCCUCCCAGACUUCAUGCGGGAUGCAGAGAUUCGAUAA
Molecule: messenger RNA, 1449 nt
Organism: Trichoderma aggressivum f. europaeum
Lineage: Eukaryota; Fungi; Ascomycota; Sordariomycetes; Hypocreales; Hypocreaceae
Exons: 4
Coding region: 1-1449 (482 amino acids)
Biological process (GO): protein K11-linked ubiquitination; anaphase-promoting complex-dependent catabolic process
Cellular component (GO): anaphase-promoting complex
Source: RefSeq, a predicted model, not a curated record